GUAACACGGUAGUUUACAUUAUGUCGGAAAUAGCAUAUCGAUAACUAGACUUUUAAAUUUGUAUAAUGUGAUUAUUGUGUAGUAUAUUUUUUAAAAUUAUAUCUUUUGGUUUUAAUUGAAUCAUAAUCAAAACAUGACUGAAGUGUUCACAAAUGUGUCUGUGCUGGCCGAUUCAACAUUUCGGACCCGUCCCAAUUUCGAGCUUUAUUUGCGGAGUGAUGCAAAUGCUGGAGGUAACACUGUUCAACAGAUUCAAACUCAUCGCCGUAACCGGCAGAUGAAGUUUCCAACGCUAACUGGUAAGGCAGAUGUUGAUUCUUUUCAAACAAGCAAACGGGACAUUGCCUUUAAACGAUGGAAUGACGAUGGUGAUUUUCGUCCACCAGCACCCUACCGUGAUUAUGACAAUAUUGUGGACCCUGUGUCAGGGUUCGUAAGCGCUGGUGGUGACGUGGACAGGAACACUGGACACAAAAAGAUCAAUUCUUUGGUACAGUUGAAUGACGUACCUCAAGCAGAACCGCCACAAAAGAAAAAUUCUGAUAGACUGGCUGAUGAGAAGGCACCAACUCCAUUAAGAAGGUCAAACACAUAUGCACCAGGUGCUCCUUCAAUGUGGAAUAGCAGAAAAAUAUCAGACGAAUGGAUAAAAUCGCAACUCGGAGGAUGGACAAGUGAUUAUGACCCACGGAAACCUUCAGAAGAUUCGACUAGGUGGCGAUCAAAAAAUGGUCGUCGUGCAAAGGAAUCCGAGUCGGCAUUUGUUGCAAAACCUCCAUCAGAACAAAGUAAAGAGGGGCGUGAUCAUUUAGCACUAAAGUAUAUGUACAGUGGUUCGACACAAAAAUCAUACGAGGAAGUUCCUUGGGAUAACAUGCUUCCCCCAAAACAAUGGGAUCCUGUUUCUACGUUAGAAGAUAGACCAGACAUGAUCUCCCAAAGAUGGACUUUGAAACGAUACGACCCCGCAGCUCAAGAAUGGCAGGGGACUGGUCGAUCUUGGGACUGGUUCCAGAGAAGAAACGGAUAUUACAAGACUCAGCCUAUUGUCUUUUGUAGUGAACAUCCUCGCACACAACAAAUACCAAACUACAGCGGAUGUAUAGGUGCUACAAAUUUAGAUGAAAUAGAUCAUGCUCAGGAACCAUUCCAACCACUUACUAUCAAACGUGUUAACAUUCCUAGAUACAGCGAGACUGCCCAUCGUCCAAACAUUCCUGGUUACCAGGGUAGUACAUUAUGGCAGAGUGUGUACUCGCCAGCUCAUUCAAUGAGAGAAAAACCUGCUCAAUCUGCUACAACUGCUACAGUCCAUAGAUCUUUACCUAUUUCCCCAAACACUUCCGAUUUCAAGAAAGAAUCUAAGAUGUCCAAGAUGGUGACAACAGUACCGCCAUGUAACCCAUAUAACAAGCUCAAUAAGUUGGAAGAAGUUUUACAAAAUUCUGUUCAAUAAGAAGUAUUAAGACUUUUUAAACAUUUACAAAAUUAUGAUUUUUUUAAUACAUUUUUUUUGGAUUUUGAUAAAAUCAUACAAAUUAUUAUUUUUUCAGCAUUUGUUCAUUGUAUUUUGUUGUUGAAUAUCUUGACGUGUGUUAUUUUCAAAUAAUUUUUUGUAGUUCUUUUUUUCUGCAUUGAAAAUGAAUUGGAUACCAAUUUUAUCUGUGGUAAAAUAUUCUAUUUAUAAUAUUAUUAGAAACUAUGAUGUCAAAUAGCUUGAGAUUAUGAAAUCACAAUGCAGUCUUGUUCAAGAAAUGAAAAUAAGCUUUAUAUUGUAAGAUUGAUGUAUUUAAAAUGUUUACAUUGAUAAAAUGUCAAGUAUUAUUUCACUGUAUUAUAGUCAGCAUCGAAGAAAUCAAAUAGUUUUAGCAUUUUAUUAUCUCAUGCAGCAUAAGUUAAGGUAUUGAAUAAAGUGCAAUUUACACAGGCACUUGUCUCUGUAAAAAAAAUCAUGUAUACCUCAAUAUAACACAAAGAGGUUUUUUCUUAGUGCCUUUCUGAGUUCAUUACAAAUGUCCCUAACAUCGAUAUAGGCAUAACAUUAAAAUAGGUAAAAACAGGAUAUCAUGCAAAAGUUAGGUCUUAUUAGCUAUUUGAUUAAUGGAUUGGAAUAACAGGACUACGACAUAUAAAACUGUAAGAAGCUUUGAAUAAUGAUUAAUCAAUAAUUAAAAGAACACAUUAUGAAAUAAUAUUAAAUGUAAUACCUUAAGCAUAUUUGGAAGCAUUCCCUUCAUCAUUUCUUGCAGGUAUUUAGAACUACUGGAUUAGCUGCCUUUUACAAUGUCUCUUGAACACUUAGUUUUAUAAUACUCUAUGAUAUUUGUAUAUUUACUCUAUUUUCAUAAUGAUUAAAGCACAGUUUAAUUGUAUUUUUGAGCACAUUGUUUGUUAAUGUUAUUGUGGUGCUUAGUGCGUUUGUUCUGUUUGUAUACUAGUACAUGUAAUUAUUAUUGUUUAAAUUGGAUGAAAUAUAUGUAAAACAAUCAUUGCUUUAUUUCCUGUUCCUUUUUACUAUAAAUGUAAAUGAUAUUGUUACAGCUGAUAUAGGUUGUGUGCAAGUUACGAUCAGUUAUCAACAUUUGUUCAAACCUCUUAACAUAAUUAUUGAAUAAAACAAUCACAAUGUC
Molecule: messenger RNA, 2630 nt
Organism: Mytilus californianus (California mussel)
Lineage: Eukaryota; Metazoa; Mollusca; Bivalvia; Mytilida; Mytilidae
Product: spermatogenesis-associated protein 48-like
Exons: 10
Coding region: 134-1456 (440 amino acids)
Source: RefSeq, a predicted model, not a curated record